AUGUCGUUGCCUUCACAUCUACAAAACAACUUGACUCCCUCUGAGAUCAACUUCAUGGCCGAGAAUGAACUCAUUACUAUCUUGCCCAGAUACUCCAUGAACAAGAUCGAAUUGAUAGGUACUAAAGUCCCGGCCCUUCGUGCAAUGAGAAGAGAGGAGAUUCCUUUAUGGAUAGCAGUCGUUCUUAAAUCCCAGGAUAAGUGCAGCAUAGUGCCGCCUUCAUGGCUCAACCUCACCUACCUCAAGGAAAAGUACGACGAAGAAAUACGUAAACCAUUGCGGUUCAGCGACCUACCACCCAACUGGUUGGAGGUCUCUAAAAUCUUGUUGGCAAAGGCUUCUGAUGAUCUUGCUGAUCCCACACAUCAAUUGAGGUCAAUCUUACAAGAUCUUCGUGAAAUUAGACUAGUUAAGUCGAGAAAGGGUUUACGAGAAUUGAACGAAUCCAACAUUCAAUUGAAUGGUCUCUCGUUGUUGGAAAUCAACGAAUUGAGGCCAUUUGUGCUCACUGUCAUGAACAAAUUACGGCUUUUACACGAUACUAUUGCGAAGAAAGAUUCUGGAGAUGCUGAUAACGUAUCCGAUGAUGAGUAUUAA
Molecule: messenger RNA, 597 nt
Organism: Suhomyces tanzawaensis NRRL Y-17324
Lineage: Eukaryota; Fungi; Ascomycota; Pichiomycetes; Serinales; Debaryomycetaceae
Gene: PSF2
Product: DNA replication protein
Exons: 2
Coding region: 1-597 (198 amino acids)
Biological process (GO): DNA replication; double-strand break repair via break-induced replication
Cellular component (GO): nucleus; GINS complex
Source: RefSeq, a predicted model, not a curated record